UCUGCGGCCCCACAGCACAGCCUAUGGACCUAUGGCGGAGCGACGCCUGUGGGCUGUGGCCCUCCCUGGGCCGCCAUUGUCGUGCUUGUGCCUGCCAAGCUUUUUCUCUACGUGACUCUUUUGCUUCACCUAGCUGGCAGAGCGAGACCAGUGGGGAACUCCCUGUUCAGGUCUCCGUCUCCCUACACUCAGGCAACGUCCUUGGCUCGCCGGUCUCUGCCACCAGCCUGGAGAGGACGGACCUGAGCUCCGGGGCCUAGCACAGGAGGGGAGAACCACUGCUACCUUCCAGUCCUGGACGCUUCUGUUAGCCAGAUUAGCCCUCGGUCCCCAAACAGUGCACCUGCCGGAGGUCCCAAGCCAGCGGGAGAAGUGGACAUGAGGUUGGCAGGCCCCCUGCGCAUCGUGGCCCUAAUCAUCAUUAUGGGUCUCACCUGGAUCCUAGUCACAAUCCUCCUGGGUGGUCCUGGUAGUGGCCUUCCUCGAAUUCAGCAAUUCUUCACCAGCCCAGAGAACUCAGUGACUGCAGAACCAAGGGCCAGGAAGUACAAGUGUGGCCUGCCCCAGCCAUGUCCUGAGGAGCACCUGGCCUUUCGCAUAGUCAGCGGGGCUGCCAAUGUCAUCGGGCCCAAGAUCUGCCUCGAGGACAAGAUGCUCAUGAGCAGCAUCAAGGACAAUGUGGGCCGUGGGCUGAAUAUCGCCCUGGUGAAUGGGGUCAGCGGUGAGCUCCUAGAAGCCAGAGCCUUUGACAUGUGGGCUGGAGAUGUCAAUGAUCUCUUGAAGUUCAUCCGGCCAUUACAUGAAGGUACCCUGGUGUUCGUGGCAUCCUAUGAUGAUCCAGCUACCAAGAUGAAUGAAGAGACCAGGAAGCUUUUUUCUGAGCUGGGCAGCAGGAACGCCAAGGAGCUAUCCUUCCGUGACAGCUGGGUGUUUGUGGGAGCCAAGGGUGUGCAGAACAAGAGCCCCUUUGAGCAGCAUAUGAAGAACAGUAAACACACCAACAAGUAUGAGGGCUGGCCAGAGGCCCUGGAGAUGGAAGGCUGUAUCCCUCGAAGGAGCAUGGCAGGCUAGUACAGCACAACCCUGGAACCAGACUGAAGGAGGCAACGUGGCACCAGUGGAGGGUGGAGGCCUUGCCCCAUGCUCUGGCAUGAGGCUACCCUGCCCUAAUACAUCAGGGCUUGAAAGUGGCCUCAAGGUCAUAGGGGCCGCAGGGCUGGCCCGUUUCACUUUGUCAUGGAGCUUAGGUACCUGUGUCCUUGUUUUCCUAAAGCUGCUCCAACUGUCACUUCAUACCAAGCCCUUUCCUCUGUCCCUCCUGUGUCACCUUCUAUUUCUUGAGUGCUCCCAGAGACAAGGGUCUUCAGUGCUUGCCCCUCUCAUUAAAGCAGCCAUCCCGUAGGUUGGGAUAUCUUCCAGAAACUCUCCCUCCCUCCCAAAGGCACUUCACUACCAUCCAACCCUGUUUUCAAUGUGAUCCAAAUUAGAGCUUAAUCAGAUCACUUCUGCAAGCCUAAAUGGAGGAAUCUGGCCUUUGGUGCCCAAGUAGCUAGAGUCCAAUCAAAGUUCCUCACAAAGUGUAUGACUGUAUGCAAUUUGUCAGAGGGCUCACCUUCUAAAUGACCUGUUUGUUAAUAAAAUAAUCACUCUCGGUAGAAUAAA
Molecule: messenger RNA, 1662 nt
Organism: Psammomys obesus (fat sand rat)
Lineage: Eukaryota; Metazoa; Chordata; Mammalia; Rodentia; Muridae
Gene: Fam3a
Product: FAM3 metabolism regulating signaling molecule A
Exons: 10
Coding region: 379-1071 (230 amino acids)
Source: RefSeq, a predicted model, not a curated record